CAACUCCCCCUCCCAUCUCCGCAAGUCAGCAGUCAUGGGUCGUGUCAUUCGCGCACAGCGCAAGUCGGGCGGCAUCUUCCGCUCGCACACCAAGCACAACAAGGCCCCGGCCAAGCUGCGCGCCCUCGACUACGCCGAGCGCCACGGCUACAUCCGCGGCAUUGUCAAGGAGAUCAUCCACGACGCCGGCCGUGGUGCCCCGCUGGCCCGCGUUGCGUUCCGCGACCCCUACCGCUACAAGACGCGCACCGAGACGUUCAUUGCCACGGAGGGCAUGUCGACGGGCCAGUUCGUCUACUGCGGCAAGCGCGCCGUGAUCAACGUCGGCAACGUGCUGCCGCUCUCGGCCCUGCCCGAGGGUACGAUUGUGUGCAACGUCGAGGAGAAGUCGGGUGACCGCGGCACCCUUGCGCGCACCAGCGGCAACUACGCCACCGUCAUUGGCCACGACAACGACGGCACGAGCCGCCUGCGUCUGCCCUCGGGCGCCAAGAAGAGCGUGUCGUCCGAGGCUCGCGCCACUGUCGGCAUCGUUGCCGGUGGCGGCCGUAUCGACAAGCCGCUGCUCAAGGCCGGUCGCGCUCACCACAAGUUCAAGGUGAAGCGCAACAGCUGGCCGCGUACGCGUGGUGUGGCCAUGAACCCCGUGGACCACCCCCACGGUGGUGGUAACCACCAGCACAUCGGUCACGCCUCGACAGUCGCGCGCUCCAGCGUGCCCGGUCAGAAGGCUGGUCUCAUUGCUGCCCGCCGCACCGGUCUCAUCCGCGGUACCGUUGCCGUCAAGGACGCAUAAGCGUCUCCUUGGCAGCAGCGCUGUGUCGCAGGCAGGAGGGAAGACAGUCCCGCUGCCUCUUGGGGUCAGGCCGUCUCUACGCAUCUCCACUCUGUUUGCGCCGCCGUGUGCUUCUUGUCAUCCAAAAGCUUGUACAUCCAUCGCCGUCUGUGUGUGGAUCGCAGGCACCGACGACGGCGCUACAGAACGGAGGCGCGGAGGCGACCUAUCACCGAGAGCACCGAGGCACAAGGCAGCAUCGACUGCUUCGCAGCAGUGCCCCGCGUUGCUGUCUCUCCCUCCUGCUCUUCCCCUCUCUUGUCCAUCUGGCGAAGCGCUCGUCGCAUUGCCACUCCCGCCCACCCAUCUACACUCGCGCCCUCGUGCGCAACCACACUGUCCCAUCUUCACCCACGACUUCCCAGCUGUACCACAUGCAUCUUUCUCGACCC
This is a messenger RNA of Tilletiopsis washingtonensis, 1227 nucleotides long. RefSeq names its product putative RPL2A-ribosomal protein L8.e. The record is from RefSeq and is a predicted model, not a curated record. Gene Ontology annotation, biological process: cytoplasmic translation. Gene Ontology annotation, molecular function: RNA binding; structural constituent of ribosome. Gene Ontology annotation, cellular component: cytosolic large ribosomal subunit; ribosome. NCBI's taxonomy places the organism in Eukaryota, Fungi, Basidiomycota, Exobasidiomycetes, Entylomatales. Bases 35 to 796 code for a protein of 253 amino acids. The transcript has 5 exons.